Gymnodraco acuticeps is the source of this 843-nucleotide messenger RNA. Its product is annotated as protein ANTAGONIST OF LIKE HETEROCHROMATIN PROTEIN 1-like. Bases 1 to 843 code for a protein of 280 amino acids. The record is from RefSeq and is a predicted model, not a curated record. NCBI's taxonomy places the organism in Eukaryota, Metazoa, Chordata, Actinopteri, Perciformes, Bathydraconidae. The transcript has a single exon.
AUGCUCGACCGAGCUACCGAGUGGUGGGGUGUGAUUGUUCCAUCUUUCACGCACACUCAGUGGGUGGAGAACUUCAGGAUGUCUGAGGAAACCUACCUCUACCUGUGCAACAAUCUGCGGCCAGCGAUGGAGAGACAGGACACAGCAUUCCGCGAGUGUAUACCUCUAAAGAAGAGGGUGGCCAUCGCACUGUGGAAGCUUGGGACCGGCUCAGAGUACAGAAGCAUUGGACAUCUUUUCGGAGUGAGCAACACAACUGUGUGCCGGUGUGUGCAAGACUUCUGUGCUGCUGCAGAGACGUUGUUAGUACCGGAACUAAUUUGUUCACCAGACCAGGAGAAGUUUGCAGAAAUGGCCGACUACACUGAGAACAGGUGGGGGCUCCCACAGUGUGUAGGUGCUAUUGAUGGAUCACACAUACCCAUCUUGGCACCACAGGAAUACCACUGCGACUAUUUCAACCGUAAAGGCUGGCACUCCAUCAUCCUUCAAGAAGUUGUAGAUGGAAAGGGACAUUUCUGGAAUGUGUUUGCAGGAAUGCCUGGGAGCUUGCAUGACGCUCGGGUUUUGAGGCUGUCCUCAUUGUGGGAGUUGGCCAGUCGUGGCAACUACUUUCCACCUUGCACCAGGAACAUUGGUGGGGUGAAUGCUGGCCAUUACAUCCUGGGAGACAAUGCCUAUUCCUUGCAAGACUGGCUCAUAAAAACAUUCCCUGACAAUGGAUGGCUGACCGCAGAACAUGUGAUCUACAACAAGAAAAUUUGCAGAGCACGGGUAGUGGUCGAAAACGCUUUUGGUAGACUGAAGGGAAGGUGGCGUUGCCUCAUGAAAAGAAAUGACUGA